Aspergillus ibericus CBS 121593 is the source of this 2585-nucleotide messenger RNA. RefSeq names its product rRNA methyltransferase spb1 (gene spb1). Gene Ontology annotation, molecular function: rRNA (uridine-2'-O-ribose)-methyltransferase activity; rRNA (guanine) methyltransferase activity. The coding region runs from base 72 to 2462 and encodes 796 amino acids. The record is from RefSeq and is a predicted model, not a curated record. Gene Ontology annotation, biological process: maturation of 5.8S rRNA from tricistronic rRNA transcript (SSU-rRNA, 5.8S rRNA, LSU-rRNA); maturation of LSU-rRNA from tricistronic rRNA transcript (SSU-rRNA, 5.8S rRNA, LSU-rRNA); rRNA methylation. The transcript is spliced from 4 exons. Gene Ontology annotation, cellular component: nucleus; nucleolus; preribosome, large subunit precursor. Lineage: Eukaryota; Fungi; Ascomycota; Eurotiomycetes; Eurotiales; Aspergillaceae.
UUGCAUCCGCACUUUUUGUCGUUGCGGUUUCGGGAUCUUGUCGAGUGUGUCUCGACCACUUGCCUUACAAGAUGGCGAUCCAAAAGAAGCAUGGUAAAGGUCGUUUGGAUAAGUGGUACCGCCUUGCGAAGGAGAAGGGAUACCGCGCCAGAGCUGCUUUCAAGCUUAUCCAGCUGAACAAGAAGUAUGGUUUUCUGGAGAAGAGCAAAGUCGUCCUGGAUCUUUGCGCGGCACCCGGUUCGUGGUGUCAAGUGGCUGCAGAAUGCAUGCCUGCGCAGAGUAUCAUCAUCGGUGUCGAUCUUGCACCUAUCAAACCGAUCCCCCGAGUCAUCACCUUCCAGAGCGAUAUCACGACUGAGAAAUGUCGCACAACGAUUAGACAACACUUGAAGCACUGGAAAGCGGAUACCGUCCUCCAUGAUGGAGCCCCUAACGUCGGUGCCGCAUGGGUUCAGGAUGCGUUCACUCAGGCAGAACUGGUCUUACAAUCUAUGAAGUUGGCUACGGAAUUCCUUGUGGAAGGCGGUACCUUUGUCACCAAGGUCUUCAGAUCCAAGGACUACAACCCCCUGCUGUGGGUUUUCAAGCAACUGUUCCAGUCGGUGGAGGCAACAAAACCCCCGUCUUCUCGAAACGUCUCUGCCGAAAUCUUCGUUGUCUGCCGUGGAUUCAAGGCACCGAAGCACCUGGACCCGAAGUUCCUCGACCCGAAGCAUGUGUUCGCCGAACUUGCGGCCCCGACUCCUAACAACGAGGCCAAGGUGUUCAAUCCGGAGAAGAAAAAGCGCAAGAGAGAGGGUUACGAAGAGGGAGAUUAUACACAGUUCAAGGAGAUUCCAGUAACUGAGUUUAUUAACACCACCGAUCCGAUUGCCAUCCUCGGUACAUACAAUAAACUCAGCUUCCAGCAAUCACCGACGGGAGACCUUGCUCUGGCCACCCUAGAAAGACUUGAAGAGACGACCGACGAGAUCCGAUCAUGCUGUGAGGAUUUGAAGGUUCUAGGUAAAAAGGAGUUCCGGAAUUUACUUAGGUGGCGACUGAAGGUCCGGGAGCAGUUCGGUCUCGUCGUGAAGAAGGGCAGCCAAGCAAAGGACGAUGAGACCGAGGAAGUGGCCGAGAUCGCCCCUAUGGACGAAGAAUUGGCUAUUCAAGAGCAGCUGCUUCGACUUCGUGAAAAGGAAACCACUAAGCAGAAGAAGGAGCGCCGCAAGGAAAAUGAGAAGAAGCGUAAGGAAAUUGUUCGAUUGCAGAUGCACAUGACAACCCCCAUGGAUAUCGGAAAAGAGCAACUGGGACCUAACGGCGAGGAUGCCACGUUUUCACUCAAGCGUGCCGAGAGAGCCGGCGUCAGGGACGCCAUUGCAGCCGGCAAAGAAGCGACGAUUGAGAGCGACAGCGAGGACAGUGAGUCCGAGUCCUACACCGAGGAGAGCGAUGACGAAGAAGAUCGACUGGAGCGGGAGCUGGACAACCUGUACGAGCAAUACACGGACCGCAAGGAGGACAAGGACACGAAACUACGGGCGAAGAAGGCCAGGAAGGGCUACGAGGCUGACGAGUGGGACGGGUUCUCUGAUACUGACAAGGAAGGAAGUGAUGAGGAAUCCGAUGAGGAGGGUGUUAGCUCUGCUUUUGGAGGCGACAAAGCUCAAACCGGCUCUCUUUCCAACAAUGCGUCGCUAUUCUUUGACCAGGAUAUCUUCCAGGGCUUGGAAGAUAUUGACGAUGUGGAGGAUGAGGAGGAUGAGGAUAGCGCCAUUGAAGUCAAGGAGGAUCGGCCCAAGAGCAAGAAAUCUGAAAAGCAGACCGCCAAGGAUUCGAAGAAGGCUGCGCAGAUGGCAGAAGACUCGGAUGAUGAGCCCGUCGAGUUCGAAGAGCCACGGAAGAAGAAUGGCCAACUCGACAUUGAUAUCAUCACUGCCGAGGCUAUGGCUCUCGCUCAGCAGAUGGCUACCGGCGAGAAGAAGUCUUCUGAUGUGGUUGAUGAUGGUUUCAACCGCUACGCUUUCCGCGAUGUUGAUGGUCUCCCCGAGUGGUUCCUCGACGAUGAGACGAGACACAGUGCCCCGAACCGGCCUAUCACCAAGGCGGCUGCGGCUGCGAUCCAAGAGAAGAUGCGCGCCAUCAACGCCCGCCCGAUCAAGAAGGUGAUGGAGGCCAAGGGCCGUAAGAAGAUGAAGGCUGCGCAGAGACUCGAGAAGUUGCGCAAGAAGUCGGCGCUGUUGGCGGACGACGAAGCGCUCAGCGAACGCGACAAGUCGCAGGCCAUUGCGCGGUUGAUGAGUCGGGCCACCAAGAAGAAGCCCAAGCAACAGGUGAAGCUGGUGGUUGCCAAGGGAAACAACAGGGGUAUUUCUGGACGUCCCAAGGGUGUGAAGGGCAAGUACAAGAUUGUGGAUUCUCGUAUGAAGAAGGAUAUCCGGGCCCAGAAGCGUCUGGCCAAGAAGAAGAAGCAGUAGUGGAGGAGCGGAGUUGUGGAACUCGAAGCGAUUGCAUUCAUCAUCGUCCAUGUAAAUACCCGGUUACCAUAGAUAGCUGUCUGUAUAAUGCCCAUGCUAUAGGGUACGUAUCUGUUGCAUAGU